GACGUCACACGGGGGGCGGCUCUUGUGCAUGUAGUUCUCUUCCUGUUUCUCUGCCCUGGUUUCGCCUGAACAGCUGUAUCAGCUCUUGAUCCGACGAAAGACACAAUGUCACAUCAAACGGGCAUUCAAGCGGGUAAUGAUGUGAAAGACAUCUUUGCCAAAGCCAGGAAUGGAGACCAAUAUCGAGUCAUAAAGGUCGUCAUUGAGGCCGAGCAGCUGACUAUGGGCACCACCGGGAAAGCAUCAAAGAAGUGGGACCAGGAGUACGAUUCCUUAGUUGUGCCCCUCCUGGAGGACGACGUGCCCUGCUAUAUUCUGUACCGGCUGGACUCCACCAACAACCAGGGCUACGAGUGGAUCUUCCUGGCCUGGUCACCAGACAACUCUACUGUGCGACAUAAAAUGUUAUAUGCUGCUACCAGAGCCACACUGAAGAAAGAGUUUGGGGGCGGGCACAUCAAGGAUGAGAUUUUCGGUAACACAAAGGACGAAAUGAAUCUGAGUGGAUACAGGAAAUAUCUGACAGUCCAGGCUGCCCCCCUUCCCCUCACUGCUGCAGAGGAGGAACUGAGAAAGAUCAAACUGAAUGAGGUGCAGACGGACAUCAGCGUGGACACCAAGCAGCAGACUCUGCAGGGAGUGGCCUUCCCUAUCCACCAAGACGCUAUUGCAGCACUUGAACGUUUUAGGGACAAAAGAGUCAACUACGUACAACUGGAAGUAGACGCUGAGAAGGAGCUGAUUCGGUUGUCCAACACUGAGCCAACAGAGUUGAAAGACCUGCCACUGAGAAUCCCUAAAGAAUCUGCACGUUACCACUUCUUCCGCUACAAACAUUCCCACGAAGGCGACUACCUAGAGUCCACAGUGUUCAUUUACUCCAUGCCCGGGUACAACUGUAGCAUCCGAGAGAGGAUGCUGUAUUCCAGCUGCAAAAACCCCUUGGUGGACAUGGUGGAGCACAACCUCCAGAUCGAGAUCGAGAAAAAGUUGGAGAUCGACAACGGAGAUGAACUGACCGGUGACUUCCUGUACGAAGAGGUGCAUCCCAAGCAGCAUGCACACAAGCCGGCCUUCGCCAAGCCCAAAGGCCCCACCGGGAAGAGGGGCGUGCGCCGCAUCACCCGACCCGCCCCAGAGGGAGAGGAGAGAGAUUAAACAGACCUCAGCACCACCACCUCCACCCCGAGCACGUUCCACAGUGGAACAUUCCUGCAAUGGGGGAAAUUAUAUUUGACACGCUUGUUUAAAAGAAUAAGACGACAACCUCAAACGCCCGUAAACAUCCCCAGAGACCCAACUAUGCACGCCAAGGACAACUGAGCAAUGACACACUUCAGAAUUCUCCAUUUGUAGCCUGCCAAAUGGAAGCAUAUUCAUGUAUGUUAGUACAGUCACAACUAUUCACAAUGAUUUAAAAGAGGCCCAAACAAAGUCAAAUGUGAGGUUUCCACAUUGUUGCCAGCUCUGAGACUUUACAAAGUGUCAAUGUGACUAAUGUGAAGUUGCGCCAAUAUGAUAAAAAAAACAAAAACAUUCUGAGUUCACAUGCUUGAAUUCUUAACUUGCAUUCCUUAAGUCUGUGUCAAUUAAUGUGUUUGUGUCUAAUAUGUUGAAAUUGUCUCCUACUGUUUGCACAAUGAAGUGCUCCAAAGCAGAAAAAGUUAUCCCACUUGUGUCUAUUGAUUCCUUUUAACAGUGCAUUUUAUAUUUGGAAAAUUGACUUCUUUUUUGAUAUUACUGUGGUUUACAUGAAAAAAAUCAUCUGCUGAGAAACUUAUUUUUCUAUGCAAGUGCUGUAAAUGUACAUAUUGUAGCUGUGUGAUGCUAUAUGAUUAAGAAACAGUCUAGUCUGUGUUGGUGAGGAUCACAGUGGAAAGACCCAGUGCUUCCAGAAAUAGUCCAUCAGUACAUCUCAGAUUUCACUCAGAGGAAGCUACUCCAACUUUGCUGGUUCCCAAACAGGAGGGCAGCCGAGCAGCCGGAUAGGAAAGGGAAUAAUAUACUUAAUACCUUGAUGAAAAUGUUGCUACAUCCACUGGUCGACUGAUUAAUAUUAGGCAAACUACUUAGCUCACCUCAUGUCUGAAGGGAAAAUCACUUCCUGUAUAUUCAUACUUUGUCAUUCUAAUAGAAAAUAAAAUCAUGUUCGGUCUUA
Gymnodraco acuticeps is the source of this 2158-nucleotide messenger RNA. RefSeq names its product twinfilin actin-binding protein 1a (gene twf1a). Gene Ontology annotation, biological process: positive regulation of neuron projection development; barbed-end actin filament capping; actin filament depolymerization. The transcript has 9 exons. The coding region runs from base 106 to 1158 and encodes 350 amino acids. Lineage: Eukaryota; Metazoa; Chordata; Actinopteri; Perciformes; Bathydraconidae. Gene Ontology annotation, molecular function: actin monomer binding; actin filament binding. Gene Ontology annotation, cellular component: actin filament; cytoplasm; myofibril. The record is from RefSeq and is a predicted model, not a curated record.